Apus apus (common swift) is the source of this 1217-nucleotide messenger RNA. RefSeq names its product DnaJ heat shock protein family (Hsp40) member B13 (gene DNAJB13). NCBI's taxonomy places the organism in Eukaryota, Metazoa, Chordata, Aves, Apodiformes, Apodidae. Gene Ontology annotation, molecular function: protein-folding chaperone binding. The record is from RefSeq and is a predicted model, not a curated record. Gene Ontology annotation, cellular component: cytosol. The coding region runs from base 179 to 1129 and encodes 316 amino acids. The transcript has 8 exons.
UGCUCACGCGGGUGUGGAGAGGACGUUGGCCAAGAAAAGGCCUUUAAAAUAUCGAUAUAAAUAUAUAUUGAGAGGUACAGAUGUAGAUAUAAACGGUUUGGGCCUAAGGGGCUGGGGGGUUCCGGAAGUGCCUGGCGGGACCGGAAGUGCCGCGGUAUCCAUAGCAACGGGGCCCGCCAUGGGGCAGGACUACUACGCCGUGCUGGAGCUGGGCCGCAGCGCCAAGGACGCCGACAUCAAGAAGGCCUACCGGAGGCUGGCCUUGAGGUACCACCCGCUAAAAUGCAAGGAGCCUUGGGCGCCCAAGAGGUUCAGGCAGCUGGCAGAGGCCUACGAUGUGCUCAGCGACCCCAUGAAGAAAGGCAUCUAUGACAAGUUUGGAGAAGAGGGGCUCAAAGGUGGCAUCCCCUUGGAGUUUGGUGGCGAGAACCCCUGGAGUUCUGGCUACGUGUUCCACAACGACCCUGACAAAGUCUUCAGGGAGUUCUUUGGUGGAGACAACCCCUUUGCAGAGUUCUUUGCUGAGGAUGGCACAGAGCUGGUCAUGCCCUUUGGGGGGCUGCGAGGACGGGGGGCCCUGAAGCAAGACCCCCCAGUCCUGAGGGAUCUCCACCUCUCCCUGGAAGACCUGUUCUAUGGCUGCACCAAGAAGAUUAAGAUCUCCCGCAGGGUGAUGAACGAGGAUGGUCUCACGAGCACCAUCCGGGAUAAGAUCCUAACGAUCGACGUGCGGCCGGGCUGGAAACAGGGCACCAGGAUCACCUUUGAGAAGGAAGGAGACCAGGGCCCAAACAUCAUUCCAGCUGACAUCACCUUUGUUGUCCAAGAGAAACCCCACCCGAGGUUUAAAAGAGCCAACGAUGACCUCAUCUAUGUUGCCUCCAUCCCCCUGGGAAAGGCCCUGACUGGCUGCUCAGUGGAUGUGAGGACACUGGAUGGGAGGCUCCUGAACAUCCCCAUCAAUGACAUCGUGGACCCCAAGUACUGCAAAGUGGUGCCAGGGGAGGGGAUGCCCCUGCUGCAGGACCCUCGGAGCAAGGGGAACCUCCUCAUCCAUUUCAACAUCUGCUUCCCCAAGAAGCUCACGCCUGAGAAGAAGAUGCUCUUGAGGAGCGCCCUCCUCUCCUAGGGGACAAGCCCCCCUUCCCACCCUCUUCCCACCAAUAAACCCUGGAGCCAGCACUGGGACUGCUGGUUGUCCCCAGCACCCGAAACCC